UAUGACUGGGUCUCAUGGCCGUCCUCCUCAGACGUGGGCUCUCGGUGGCCUUGCAUCGCGCUGUCUGCGUCUCAGUGUGCCGCCCUGCGCUGCGUUCUGCUGCUCUAGCCCAGUCCUCGGUGUAGCCCUGCUGAGGGGCAUUUGUAUCUAGUGGUGGGUGGCGUGCCUCUGUCCAGCAGCCAUGUCGGGCUUCAAUCUGCUGCAUCUAAUAACCAAGAGUCAGCCUGUAACUCUGAGGUCCUGCAGUCUUCCCUCAGGAGCAUGUAGGACCAAGAAGACAUGGCCGGUGAGAUUCCCUCAGGAGGAGUUGAGGGAACGUCUCACUCCCAAGCAGUUCCAUGUGACUCAGGAAAGAGGAACUGAGAGUGCGUUCACUGGUGAAUUCACACAUCACAAAGACGAGGGCACCUACACUUGUGUUGUCUGUGGGACUCAGCUGUUCAGCUCAAAGACUAAAUUUGACUCUGGAUCAGGUUGGCCAUCCUUCUUUGACCUGGUGAAGGAGGAGUCUGUGACACUGACAGAUGAUUUCUCCUACGGGAUGCACAGAGUGGAGGCCACCUGCAACCAGUGCGGAGCUCAUCUGGGACACCUGUUUGAUGAUGGACCAAAACCCACAGGGAAGCGCUACUGCAUUAACUCCGCCUCGCUGGCCUUCCAGCCCGAAGACACGGCCUCCUCCAGCUCCAGCCCCGCGGCCGAGGGCGGAGCUGCCGGCAGCUCAGCGAGCGACGGGAAGACGGAGCUCUGAACGACCCCCUCGGCCUGCCGACUGUCCGCGUGCGAGUCCGAACGUUCUCUUAACAUAGAAAUACUUCACAAAGUACAGACGCAGUGAGGUGAUUGUGUUGCAGAGAGAAGAAAAGUCCUCUAGUUUAAGACACAGGCCAAAUACUCCAAAUAAUCUGUCACAAGGGAAAGUGCAUGUUUCCUAAACAACUGCAACACACACACACACACUCUGCAUUAAUUGUUUGCCUUAAAAGAAUCAGUUGGUAUUUGUCAACCUGGGUGUUGCACACGUUUCUCUGUUGUCAUGAGGGGAGCAGGAGGAGGUUGUGUUUCUGCCGCAGAACCUUCAGCCAUAGUUCAGGGACGACUUCCUGUGUUUCCGUUGAGCUUCUGCUUCUUACACCAUGUCACAGUGUCCUCGCUGAAUUAUGGACCCCCCCCCCAACAACAUCUACGUCGACAAAUACUUAAACUCCUCCCUUUAAUUAUCCAGCUCUGGGUUUUAGCAUCUGCUCUGCCAGUUUAUAUCUGGAUGAAGUGCUGUGUUCUAGACAAACACACAUGUAUAUACACAGUAAAUAUAGAUUACUAUAUUAAAGUGUUUGAUACUCAGUUCAGUUAAUUACAUCACCUAUGCAAGUGCUCGUGUCAGCAGUGACAGAAGGAAUCUUUUUGUGGAAAAUAAUGUAGCGUGGCCUCCGGGUCACUUCCUGUAUUUGUUCCUUCUUUAUUCCUUUGCUUUAGGAAAUAUUUUCAGCUUGUAUUAAAACAGUUAUUGGAUGAAUAAAAUAUCUUGAAACAC
Molecule: messenger RNA, 1534 nt
Organism: Paralichthys olivaceus (Japanese flounder)
Lineage: Eukaryota; Metazoa; Chordata; Actinopteri; Pleuronectiformes; Paralichthyidae
Source: RefSeq, a predicted model, not a curated record